CAGCUGGCGGGGGUCUCCAUACAGCUCUAUAAAUAAAAGAAAAAGUCGGUAUGCACAGGAUGACCUGACCAAGAAAUUUUUCCUCUGCUUCUCAUGGGUUUCGUUGUGUUUUUACCUUGCAUUAACCCGUGAAGCUGUACAAUCUCCAAACCUUGCGUUGCAAUCAUGAUCGUUGAUAAGAUCCAUGUAACCGGCGAUCCCCGAGUCGAGCGCCGUUUCGCUGAUAUUAACGGCAAGAGAUAUGGUUAUCUUUACAGUGAGCCCGAUACGGGCGUAUAUAGAGCGACAAUCUUUCUUCUUCAUGGCUUCCCGGACCUGUCAAUGGGAUGGCGGUAUCAGAUUCCCAUGCUAACUGAUGUGGGUUUGAGGGUCAUCGCGCCAGACUGCUUAGGAUACGGGAGGACGGAUGCUCCCAAAGAUCCACAUCAUUAUUCUCACAAGAGUUGCGCCAGUGACAUCAAAGAACUCGCGUCCCAGCUUGGAAUCUCUAAGAUUAUCGUUGCCGGACAUGAUUGGGGCGCCGCUCUCGCAUACCGUGUAGCCCUCUGGCACCCAGAUCUAGUAACACACAUCAUCACCGUCUGUGUACCAUACGCCGCGCCAACGAGGCGAUACUUUCCCCUUCAAGACAUGGUAGAAAGGAUAGCGCCCCAUUUCUAUUACCAGCUACAAUUCAUCAGUGGAGAACUGAAUAAGUACGCGCAGACCAAAGAAGAUAUCAAGAAGCUCCUCUCCGCCAUGUACGGUGGGCGGACCCCUGAAAACAAACUGGCGUUUGAUGCAGAGCUGGGUAUUCUGCCCGAUAAGUUGGCUCGUGUACUUCCCUCGGAGUUGUUGAGUGAGGAAGAACUUGAAUACUAUGCGGAGGAGUUCUCGAGGAACGGUUUCCAUGGUCCAUUUAACUGGUACCGAACCCGGGAAAUCAAUUACAGAGAGGAAAUCGCCAUCCUGGACCAACGCAUCACCGCUCCAGUGCUCUUCAUUCAGGCCCUCCGCGAUACGGCUCUUCCGGCACAUCUCGGCAGGGGAAUGACCAGGACUAUACCCCAUAUGACUUUCAAGCAGAUCAAUACCUCUCACUGGGCCCUAUGGGAGAAACCAGAAGAGGUCAAUGAGAUAAUUGCGUGGUGGUUGGAUGAAGUUGUGUUCCGAGACCCGAGGAUGUUCAAAUUGUGAUGGGUUUCGAUGUUGAUAUGCAGAUUCUGGUGCGCUGUAUAUAUCUGUAGUGUUAUUCGUGUGACUUGUUUUACUAUCCUUUGUUUGUUUCUAUGUUGGGGAAUGGUGUCCUAUGUGCAUUAAUUACCAUUUUUAUUUGUGGGCUCUUCAAAAUUG
Molecule: messenger RNA, 1332 nt
Organism: Aspergillus pseudotamarii
Lineage: Eukaryota; Fungi; Ascomycota; Eurotiomycetes; Eurotiales; Aspergillaceae
Product: alpha/beta fold hydrolase
Exons: 7
Coding region: 166-1176 (336 amino acids)
Molecular function (GO): catalytic activity
Source: RefSeq, a predicted model, not a curated record